Messenger RNA from Uloborus diversus, 4619 nucleotides. Its product is annotated as delta-like protein C. The record is from RefSeq and is a predicted model, not a curated record. The transcript has 10 exons. Gene Ontology annotation, biological process: Notch signaling pathway; cell communication; establishment or maintenance of epithelial cell apical/basal polarity. Gene Ontology annotation, molecular function: calcium ion binding. Lineage: Eukaryota; Metazoa; Arthropoda; Arachnida; Araneae; Uloboridae. Gene Ontology annotation, cellular component: plasma membrane; protein-containing complex. Bases 730 to 3003 code for a protein of 757 amino acids.
UGAGGAGCGGAUGCAGCGCAUUGCCUUUCUCGUUGACAGUAACCAUGGUAACGACCAACGCGGUGCACCCCUCAGGGAGACUCCGUGUGGAUGUAGUACAAUCGGCAUCAUCGAAUGGCUGCGGCGGCUCGGAUUAUCUCGCUGCUAUGUGACGGCGCUGCAUCUUUGGCCCCUAUCCGCAUCCUCAGAUCAGCGAUUAUCCGCAUCCGCACCCAUGGAAUCUCAGGUGAGCCCGGCCCAGGCUGGCUGCGGCUGAAAAUCUUGCGCGCGAAAUCCGCAUCUUCCUUUUCUUUUCCUCUGUUUUUUCGCACGCCAAGGAACUAAAUGUAUGCGUUUUGGAAAAAUUGAUCGCGCUAGCAAAGAGCGUUUGAUGCACGUAGAAUGUGAUAACACGAUGUAGUCAACUACCUCUGCAAUCCUGCUCACACAAAAAACACUCGGUGACGUUUGAAACCUGGAUCUGCUUUUUAUUUUUUGCGGUGAAUCUACCUGUGCACCAUUAACUGAGCUUUCAUUACUUCUGAAUGCAUUUAUUUCUACCACCGAGACACGAAAAUGUGAAUGUUUGAGUACUGUGGACCAUUUGUUCUGCAUUUCGUAACCUUGUGGAUUAUUUGAAGACUAUGUGUUGUACUGAGUGCCUACUUACAAGGAGCUGCUUGUGUUGUACUUUUAGGUGAUCAGUGAUCAAGAAGGUGACUAACCUACUGGCCUGGACGGUGCCGGGCCAUGGGCACAUUGUGUCAUAACUUCAUUACUGCAACAGCCACCUUGUUCCUUAUUGUCUUUGCGGCGCACCUCUGUGAGGUGGAAUCUUCGGGCAUUUUCGAGCUGGAUCUAGUGUCUUUCGAGAACCGCGGGGGCCGAGACUACCUGGGCGGCUGUUGCAGUGGCCGGUCUGAGGGCCCUUUCUCUACUCGCUGCCAGGGCACCUGCCCCGUCUACCUGCGCGUCUGCGUUAAGCACUAUCAAGCCACUGUUGAACCCGAUAGCGCUUGCACUUUCUACGAAUUCUCGACUCCCGUCCUCAACGAAACCUCCCAACUCUCUCAGCAGCACAACAUGUCUUUCGAUCUCAAGUUCACCUGGCCGGGGCAAUUUACUUUGAUUGUUGAAGCCUGGCAUCCUACCGCCAGAAAAGGUGGCAACAAAAUUCUUGUCGCGAGGUUCAUAGCUCAACGAGCGCUACAGAUUGGUGCUGAUUGGACCGAAGAUCGACUUACCAGCAACGAGAGUACUCUGGACGUUCUGUAUCGCGUGUACUGUGCGGAAAACUACUACGGGCCCAAGUGCGAAAGUUUGUGUCGACCUCGAAAUGACAAGUUUGGGCACUACACGUGUGGAGAAGACGGUGGAAAGCUGUGCAGGCCGGGCUGGACUGGAAUUUACUGCGAAAGGGCUGUAUGCUUGCCAGGGUGCCAUCAUGAGCAUGGGACGUGUGACCAACCUAAUGAAUGCAAGUGUCGUCAUGGUUGGGAAGGGCAAUACUGUAAUUCCUGCAUAAGGUAUCCUGGUUGCAGCCAUGGGACAUGCGAUAACCCUUGGCAGUGUAAUUGUGAUGAGGGAUGGGGUGGACUCUUUUGUGAUCAAGAUCUCAAUUAUUGUACAAAUCACAAGCCUUGCAAGAAUGGAGGUACUUGUACAAAUACUGGACAAGGAUCUUAUACUUGUAGCUGUAGUGAAGAGUAUAUGGGAGAAGAUUGUGAUGUCCUUCGAAAUCCCUGUGAAGGGAAUCCUUGUAGAAACAAUGGGAUAUGCAAGAAUCCCAGUUCUGGAGAAUAUGAAUGUGAAUGCAGAGCAGGGUUUUUUGGACCACAUUGUGAAACUUCAGCUAGUAUAUGCACUGAUAACCUUUGUGAAAAUGGAGGUUCUUGUGUUCAAGAUCCUAGUGGUUUUAUUUGUUCCUGCCCUCAGGGAUUUUCUGGAGUUUUGUGUGAGAAGAUAGAAAAGAAUUCUUGCAUAGCAGGAUACUGUCUGAAUGGUGGCACCUGCAUAGAACUCUCUAGUGGUUUUUACUGCCACUGUCCUCCAGGUCUUACUGGAGAACGCUGUGAGAACAUAGUCACUUGUUCCUCAAGUACCUGUAAAAAUGGAGGUACAUGUUCUGAACAUUUAGGAAUUGUAAAGUGCAAGUGCUUAGCUGGAUUUUCUGGUUCUCACUGCCAGAUUAGACAGAAGAAUUGUUCUUCAAAACCCUGUGCCAAUGGAGGAGAAUGCCGCGACCUCUACGAUGGCUACCACUGUGAUUGCAAGCCAGGUUUUGGUGGAAAGGACUGCAAACAAUUACUUAACCCCUGCAGCUCAUCGCCUUGCUUGAAUGGUGCCUUGUGCCAUGAAACGGCACAUAGUUUCGUGUGCCGAUGUUCCCAUGGCUAUGUUGGUGUGAGGUGCCAAGUGAAAGCGAGCGGCGAUGCGAUGGACAAUCGUCCCUCUAUAGCUUCUAAUGUGUCCCAUCGAGUGUCCUCAGAGGAAGAUUUGCCUCUCAGUGGCAGUCAAGUGGCCCUCAUUGCCAGCCUCUCAACUGUGUUGCCGAUGCUUGCCAUUCUUUUGUGUUGUGUUGUGUACUGUGUUUUAAGACGGCGGCAGCGUCAGCCUUGUGUUGAGGAGCCCCAAAGAGCCAAAGAAUAUGACUUUGAUGUUGAAGAUGAGCAACUACAGAACGAGUUGAAUGCAAUGCACAUGAACAAUAAACACAAUAAUAUGCCUCAAAAAAUUGUGAAUGCAUUGGACAGAGUACCUGCCAAAGUUACUAAUGAGGCUCCUCCUAAAGUGCUUAACAUUGAUGUGAGUAAUAGAAAGGUGCCAGACAAAAGCUUAGUCUGUACACCAAGAACUUUAGAAAAGAAAGACAACACAAAUGGUGGUUCAAUAAGUUGCCAUCAUCCAGCGGAAUGGCCGCCCUCAAGCACGGGAGGAAUCUACGUCAUUGAAGAUCAUUUCAGGUCCUGUCCAGAACCAGUUUCUGCCGCAGACUUUGAGGACAUUUUAGCAACUGAAGUUUAAUAUCAGGCGCUUAUUUAAUGUUGUACAGUUUGUUGAAGUGCCUUUUUGUAUUAUAGUUCCAUACAUUUGUACAAAAGAGCUUUUCUAUAGAAAUUCAUAGAGAUUCUUUUCUAUUUAUAAUACGUAGGUGGAAUACCUAAUUGCAACUGCAUUGAGAGAGUGUCUUAAUCAGCAAUGGAAUGGCUUUUGAGAUACAUAAGUGUAUUCAUCACUCAUUUUCAUGUUCUAGUUUGUUUUUAUUCAUAGUAGCUCAAAAUGAGAUUGCUAGUCGAAAACUGAAACUUCACCACGGUUUUCGAAUUUCAUUUUUGUGCUUUAAAUUAUCAAUUUAAAGAACAAAUUUGAUGGUACACAAUUAUGAAUAUAUAUUUUAAGAACUUAAUUUUAGUUCAUACCCCAAGACAAUCAACUGUUAAUAAAAGCAAAAUUAGCUAAAUAGAAGUUUUUUGAUUAGAACAUCAUUUUGAGCUACUUAUGUUAACUGACAUGACUUUUCAGUCAAAACUUUGUUGAAUGUUAUAAUUUUAAAGAAAAUUUAUUUAUUUGAGACUGUGGUCAAUUAUUAAAAUCUCUAGAAAAUUAUAUGAAGUAAGAUAAUUUUCCAGCGAAAAAUAAUUUGUAAAUUGUUAUUUCUGUUGUUUUAAUGUUUUGAAAUGUAGAAGAGAGAAAAAUCUUCACUUUCAUUUGCGAAUAUUACACCUUAUUUUGUCUUGAAAACUUGUGCAUUUUAAAUGCAUAUAUUGAAAUACUCUUCCAAAAAAUGUUCUCAUUAGAAUCUAUUUUUAGAACAUUUUAUUUAAAAUACAAAAUUGUGAAUAGUUUUUCAGAUAUGUAUAUAGAAUCUAAAACAAGGUUAACUAUAUGCUUUCAGGAUUUUUUCUAUACCAUAUUAGUAUUUUUGUUACUUUAUCUUGUUCAAUAAAGACAUUAAAUUAUCAAACUUUAUAUAAGUCAAAUAAUGUACCAUGCAGUGCAAUUAUAUUUGAAAGAUGUACUUCACUUCAGCAAUGUAUUCUUUUUUAUUUAGGCACAUUGCAAUUAUGACUUUUUUUUCACUGUUUUGUAAUUAUGACAAUCAUUGAGAUCAAAAUUUUUUUAUUUAUUUUAAAUCAAAGUUCAAGAUUUUUAAUUUUAGUAAAGUUUUUAAGUGUCAGUUUAAUGUAAACCACAGGUGGCUUGUUAUUUGCAGAGUAUGCAAAAUGGUAUUAUAGUGAAAUAAAUGCAGCAAAGGUAUUUUAGUUGAUUUCAUUCAGCCCUAAAAAUCUUAAAAUCUGUCAGCACUUCUUAACUUAAUGCAAAGAUGCCUUUUCCUGGAAAAAUCUGCACAACUUAAUCAUUAAAAUGAAAAAGUGACAACAGCUGGGUGUUUUUAAGUUGCAUUCUAUUAUGUAAUAAUAGAUCUUUAAUUUAGAAACUGCAUUAGAUUAUGUGGACAUUUUCUUUACUAAAAAAAUCAGUUUUAAAGUGUUUCUUUGUACUAGAUAUUGAAUAGUAAAAAUCCUAAAGUAGCUGUUGUAAAUAGCGUGUGUAUAUUUCUAGUUGGAUCUCAUCAUGUAUAUAAACGGAAGCUGUUGUUUUUAUGUCUGUUUAUGCAACACCAUCUCAAUAAAUUCAUA